This is a messenger RNA of Poecilia latipinna (sailfin molly), 6949 nucleotides long. It is a transcript of the gene evi5l, whose product is annotated as ecotropic viral integration site 5 like. Gene Ontology annotation, molecular function: GTPase activator activity; small GTPase binding. Lineage: Eukaryota; Metazoa; Chordata; Actinopteri; Cyprinodontiformes; Poeciliidae. The record is from RefSeq and is a predicted model, not a curated record. The transcript has 20 exons. The coding region runs from base 515 to 3073 and encodes 852 amino acids. Gene Ontology annotation, biological process: regulation of GTPase activity.
AGAACGCCAGCCAUUCUGCGUGAAUCACCGUGUGAUUGAUGCGGGCCGGUGUGUUAUAACCACAUCCCUGUUGAGUCGUUGGCUGCAUCACACGGCUGUCAUGCUUAUGGUAAAGGUGGCCUGUGGAAACAUUCCGACCAGCUAACGCGGCUCGGAUCCCCGCGUCGCGUGCACGGAGCUCUCGCGACCAGCUGUGCGUCGCGGCGCUGCCUCGCGGGUGAGCGACGGCAGGAGGAUGGCACUGCGUUGGACCGUCGGUCUGUGUUCGUCCUCGGUGUUUUAUUAAGGGCUUAAUUAGCUCAUAACUAACGUUUACGGCCGACUGGCGUGGAAGCGACGUUAAGCGCGUCCGCCGUGAUUAUGGAAACUGAGUCCAGGUUUAAGGAUUUCUGAUCAGAUUGGCCCUCCAGCCGCCCAAUCAGGCGACAGCCAGGCUCAGUGAGGAGGGAGACCAGCGCCAGAGACCCCCUUACUGCACCCACACUGUCGCUCCUCACACUCCGUCCUCAGCACCAUGUCCAUCCCCAGCAGCAGCCCAGAAAGGGAGAGCUCCGCUGGCGUCCAACUGGAGUGCCCCUCGUCUCCUCCUGGCUUGGACGCGGACCCCCCAUCAACAGGCAGCCCAGUGCUCAGCCCAGACUCUUCCUCCCAUGAUGCAGUGCUGUCGGCGCCCGCAGCCUCUCCUGCGGACUCUGAGAAUCUGAGUCCAGAUGAACUGGAGCUGCUGGCCAAACUGGAGGAGCAGAACAGGUUGCUGGAGGCUGAUUCUAAGUCGAUGCGGUCCAUGAGUGGUUCGCGGCGCAACAGCGGCUCCUCGCUGGUGUCCAGCUCCUCUGCCUCCUCCAACCUGUCGCACUUGGAGGAAGAUACCUGGAUCUUAUGGGGCCGAAUUGUUAAUGAGUGGGAGGAGUGGAGACGCAAGAAGGACAAGCUUCUGAAGGAGUUGAUCAGGAAAGGUAUCCCCCAUCAUUUCCGUGCCAUCGUCUGGCAGCUGCUGGGCAACGCCACAGACAUGCCGGUGAAGAACCAGUACUCUGAGCUGCUGAAGAUGUCGUCUCCCUGUGAGAAGCUGAUCCGCCGGGACAUCGCCCGCACCUACCCGGAGCACGAGUUCUUCAAAGGCCAGGACAGCCUGGGGCAGGAAGUGCUCUUCAACGUCAUGAAGGCGUACUCCCUUGUAGACCGAGAGGUGGGUUACUGUCAGGGCAGUGCGUUCAUCGUUGGCUUGCUGCUAAUGCAGAUGCCAGAGGAGGAGGCAUUUUGUGUUUUUGUGCGACUGAUGCAGGAGUACCGUCUGAGGGAACUGUUCAAACCCAGCAUGGCCGAGCUUGGCCUCUGCAUCUACCAGUUUGAAUAUCUUCUACAGGAGCAGCUUCCAGAACUGAACAUCCAUUUCCGCUCCCAGAGUUUCCACACAUCCAUGUAUGCCUCUUCCUGGUUCCUCACCCUCUUCCUCACCUUCCUCCCUCUACCUGUCGCCACACGCAUCUUUGAUAUAUUUAUGUAUGAGGGCCUAGAGAUUAUCUUCCGUGUGGGUCUGGCCAUCCUGCAGUACAACCAAACCGACCUCAUUCAGCUCGACAUGGAGGGAAUGUCACAGCAUUUCCAGAAGGUGAUCCCCCAUCAGUUUGACAGCUGCCCCGACAAACUCAUCCUCAGGGCCUACCAGGUCAAAUACAACCCCAAGAGGAUGAAGAAACUUGAGAAAGAAUACACCACAAUUAAGAACAAAGAAAUGGAGGAGCAGAUUGAGAUAAAGAGAUUACGCACAGAAAACAGGCUGCUGAAGCAGAGGAUUGAAACACUAGAGAAGGAGAGUGCUGCUCUGGCAGACAGACUGAUACAGGGUCAGGUGACUCGAGCACAGGAAGCAGAGGAGAACUAUGUCAUCAAACGGGAGCUGGCGGUGGUGAGACAGCAGUGCAACACGGCCAGCGAGAGCCUGGAGAAAGCCCAGGAAACAAUCAGGGAGCUGCAGCAGCAGACGUACACAGAGCAGUUUGUGAACAACCUGCAGACGCAGCUGGAGCAAUCCCGGCUGCACGAGGCCGAACUGCUCGGCGCGCUGAAGGAAAUGCAAGACAAGGUGCUCGAUCUGGAGAAGAGGAGCAGCUGCCUACCUGAUGAAAACAACAUGGCCGCCCUGCAGGAAGAAGUGAAGCAGAUGAAGCUGCGGGAACUGGAGACGCUGCGGUCGUUCAGAGAGAUGCAGGACACCGUCACUGACCUCAACCAGCGCUGGCAGCAUCACAUGUCGCGCAGCACCGGCGGCGGCGGAGGCCACUGGAAGGAAUCCCCGAAGAAGAACGCGAUGAACGAGUUGCAGGACAAACUGAUGACCGUCAGAUUGAGGGAGGCCCAGGCCCAGGCUGAACUCCGGGAGGUCAAACUCAAAGCCCUGCAGCUGGACAGCCAGAACCAGAUCCACAGCAAACUGAUUGGCCGUCAUGAGCAGGAACGCUCCGCCCUGCAAGAUCGGCUCCAGAUGCUGGCCAAUCAGAACAAAGCUCUGCAGGCCCAGCUCAACGAGAUGAAGAGGAAGCAGGCGGAGUCGGACUGCAAGAGUAAAGAAGAAGUGAUGGCAGUGAGGCUAAGGGAGGCCGACAGCAUGGCUGUCAUGGCUGAACUCAGACAGAAGAUUGCUGAACUUGAGAUACAGAAGGAAGAAGGGCUGAUCAAGGGGCAGCUGAACCACUCAGACUCCAGGCAGUACAUCAGCCAGCUCCGGGACCAGAUUGCUGAGCUAAAGAAUGAGGUCAGGCAGCUGCGAGGGCAGAAGGCGGCUCCGAGCUCCCGGAUCGGCUGCGGAGGAGGAAGCACCAACUACCAGGACCUGCGCUUGGCCAGCCCCACCUCCGCCGAGGGAGACUACCUUAGCUCAGACGACGACCUCCUCAACAGCCCACUGCCCGCCACCGCCCUUUACUCCACGCUGUCCGACCCGUGUCACCAGUCGACCCGGCUCGACAGCGAAGGCAGCACGGACAGCGAGGCGGAGGAGCGGGUACAGACGCAUCCAGACCCGCAGCAGCUUUAUGGCAACAUGGUGUGCGCUGACGUGCUGGACAACUGAGACCUGGAAAGGCUUCGGUCGCUCCUUUGCAUUUUUUCCCCCCCAAGGAGAAUCCAGGGGCAACUCUUACUGUUGAUUUUCUUAAUCAGUCUGAUCCUCUUUGGCUUCCCCAGUGUUUACCGUUUGUGUGACGCAGACGUGGUGGUACCGAAUGACCGUCUUCUGCCCAUCUCCUCCUGUCGUCUCUGUUCCUGAACGUCUCGACGUCACCAGAAAGUCUUAUCCGGUGUUCCUUCAAGAAGCGGCGAUGUAAGGCCGGCCGCUCUCCAUAUCCGUGUGCCAGAAACUGCAUAUCCUUCGAAACAUAAUCACCCAACAUGCAUACAGAGAGGACUGACUGUAUCACAACUGCUGCUGCUCGCUGCUCAAGAUGUGUGGCCACAAGGAGGGGAAAGAUGGGAAGCCACAUUUCCUGAGUCUCUACGACUGAAGAUUUACUCCCAUAAUGCACUGCGUUCCCCAACUCCUCCUUCCUGGUUGGCUCAGAGUUAAAACAGCUUCAUAAUCACUUUUCUCCCUCAGAAGAUCCAUCCAUUAUUUCCGAUUUCUGUGGAAACGUUCACCCCACCCCCAACAAUAUGAAGGUUGCUGCAGAGGAACAUACACACGCCGUUCGGUUACAUAACAAGAUGGUUUUCUCAAAUAAUUCAUAUUGAAUACUCGUCUUGUCUGUGUGUAGCUUGCAGUUGCCAGGAAGCGAGCAUGUCAGUGCAGCAGUUCAUCUUCAAACCGUUUCAAAACAGCCCGCAGAAAAGCUAGAAAGUCAAAGUUGCCAAAUCGUUUUUGUUUUUUUUAUUAUUUAUAUGUUUUAACUUAUUUUGGUAUGUUUUUUUUCUUAUUUUUUUAUAUAUCUGUAUAAACUCUUAGUCAUUAUAGGGAUACCAAUAGAGGCCAAACUUUACACCGUCCUUUGUGCCAACCUGUCAUUUCUUGUGGGUUUACUGUGACACUGUUUCAGAGACAGAAAGAUGUGCUGCUAUGAUUUUGGAUUUAUCCUCUUUAGGUGUUUUUUUUUGUUUGUUUUUAGUUGUUCUAGAUCACUGCUUUACUGAAAACAUGUCACUUUUUCUUAUGUGCCACAGUUUAAAGUUGGGAGUUGCUUUGCAAAAGCAGAAAAAAAACAAUUAACUUUUUUUUUUUUUACAUUAAGCACUCAGUUUCUCUGUGAGAAAGAGAAACAGGUUUGGUCUUUAUUUCACUGUCUUUUGACAUUUGGCUGAGCAUGGAGAGUUGAUGUUUGCUUUCUCUGAAACAAAGGGCAUAUCAUGUUUAACAGGAAACACUGAAACACUGUGUAACAUUGAGUACAAAGAAUUAAUGAGGAAAAUGUCAACUUGGCUGCAUUAUUUGACAAUUUCUAACAGAUCUUUUAGAAUUAGCAAUCACAAUAGACCCAAUUAAAGUUUUUGAGUUUAACAUCUGACUUAUUAGAGGAAGAAUUUUUAACUUUUGUCUAACGGUGGUACCUUGUUUUAGUUCAUCCUAACCACUUCAGUUUCCCUGGUGAUCAGAUUUGAUUACUUUUUGAAAGAGAAGAGCUCGUUUUUUUCAUUCGGGGUCGCCAAACGUCAUUUAAAAUAUGAAUUUCAAUCCUAAAAGAAGCGUUCUGCACAAAUUGGAUAACAUAAUUAGUUUGAUAUUUUUAAAGUUUGUGCAAAUCUGUUUACUGGUCAUAAUCGUAUCAGUAAACCACUGAUACUUCCUGUUUAGAUCAGUUUCUUUUUAUUUAUGUUUCUCAGUGAUCCAAACGACAAAACCAUCAGUCACUGGUCGUAAGUCUCUCGUCAUCUACGACUGAUCAGAUUUGCAGAAUAUUGUCUCAAAUAAUUUUUUAUUUCAAUUGUAUGCCUUGGUUAUUUUUUUUAUUUUUUCAGUAGAGAAUAACUCUUUAAUAGUUUAUCCCUUUAACACAAGUGAAAGCCUUUUCUAUAUGCUUUUCUAUAUAAAGCAUAUAAAAUAUAAUGGCAGACGGCAUUUGAUUUGGUCGAACAUCAAGCCCUACAACAUGUCUGAAGUUUGUCGGUUUAGAUGCAUUCUUGUUGUGAAUAGUGCAUGUAUACAAGGACCAAAGGUGUGAAACUCACAGUAUUCGGUUUCAUCAAGAUGGUGCACAUUACACAGUCCUUUUUUUUUUUUUUUUUUUUUUUUUUUUUUUUCUGUCAUAUUUGAAAAUUUACCAACCAUCUGGGAAUUAGAUUUUAAUGCGCUAUAAGAUGUCCGAUAAUAAUUAACCAAAUUAUGUUUGGUACGCAAGAGAAACGACUGAAAAAUAUUUUUCAUAUCAAACGUAGUGUUGUUUUGUUUAAACGCAAAGUAUUACCUACAGCAUAAUUCAGAUAUUUAAAGCUAUAUCAUGUUCGGUCAGGUCUUGAGUAGUUUGAAAAACGAAUACGUUAUCAAACAGGGUGUUUUCAUAUAAAGCAGCCAUCUUUGCUUUUUUGCACUACAAAGAAAGAUUUUAAAAAAAAGGUAGAAGAUGAGUAAUUUUUGGAAAUGCAUAUAAAUUAUUUCUCAUUAUUUUCAUCUACAGAAACAGAUUUAAUAGGUGAAUGGCUUAUGUCCAACACUUCUUCAGGUGCUUUACUCUUCAGUUCAAAUUUAAAAUUAAGUUAAUAUCAGGAAAUCGAUCCUAAUCCUUGUAGUUUAUUCUGUCUCUUUAAGGGCAUCCGAUUCAAAAGCUUGUUUUCCUCUGAACAAUUUUGUUGUUGAAGCACUGAAACUAUUUUAAAAUAAGCAUCACAGCCACACUUUUGAUCAACUUAAGUUGCUCCGUUACUUCUGUUUCUUCGUUUUCCAGCGCGUUUGCAACACUUGGGUACAGAAUUCGUCCCCCGUAACGUUUUUUUACGUUGCAUUGUCCAAGUGAAACCGUGACGACAUGCAGCCCCGAUGCCAUCUCCUGCGAAAUAAGGAAACUGGAUCUUCCAGCGAUGGCCAUCAGAGCUGCAAAGAGGAUGUUGGCUUCCCCACCACACUGUUGCAAAUAACAGCCUUUUGGUGUCAACAGCUGGAUGUAGCAACUGAAAUCUCGACACUGGAAUCGGCAUCGAGAUUUUGGAUACCGUCAGGCAAAAAAGAAAUGAAUAAAUGAAACGUAUUAGCCUCUAUAUGGGGUCAGUCAUGUUAACACAAUUGGUGAUGAGUGGAGAAUACAACAGCUGGCUACAAAUGCUAAAGGGCAAUUUCACUCUUUUUGUUUUGGACUGCGUUGGUUCAAAACCUGAAUGCUCAAACCUGAACUGUAUUUUAUGGUCUCAUAAUUAAUCUUUAAAGUUGAUUUCAAAAGGAGCCAAAAGGGUAAGAAUAAAUAAAUUAAUCAAAUGUUGAACUUGCAGGGAAAUUACUGAGGAAACGUCCAACAUCGGUGAUGGUGCUCCGUUCUCACCACUGUCUCUCAACCCAACUAGAUCCAACUGUGAUUACUUUUUUUAUUAUUUGUAAAUUAGUUUUAAUAUGGUAGCAUUAACCUUCAGUGUCAUAACUUUGACUUGUUAGCAGUACUACAGUAUGUGAGAAAAUGAUCAAACGUGCCAUAAAGGUUGGGAGAUUAUCUCAUUAUGUCGCCAUUUUGACUGGAAUUCAAAGCUGUUUUACAUGGGACUCACUGUGUUACUCCAGGUUUACCAUCUUGGAUUAAAAAGAAAAGUUUUUGUUUCGGAUCGCCUGAUCUGGGAUUCCUCUCAUCUCUGUACUGUAUGUGACUGCUGUUUCAUACCCACAGCAUUCAGCCGCUCAUGCAGUUCAACUCAUGUUGUCAGACACAUUAUUAUUAUACGACAGUAAAAAUGGUAUGGAUUUCAGUAUGAUGGGGAUAAAUACAUUUCAGUGUCCUGUAUCCUAUGAAUGAUGCAAAAUAAACUUUGACAUUGCACCUUU